AUGGCGCAAGAAUAUAAGGUUUCCACAGGACGGGGAGGUGCAGGAAAUGUGGCAGUGACAAGCGACAAACCCGUACCAAAAAUGGUCCCGCAGGGAUCACAGACACCCAGUAUCCUCCAACCGGUCUUCAGCACUGGUAGAGGCGGUGCUGGUAACAUGCGUAAAAACGUGGAUUCCAAGAUGACCCGAAAAGCACAAGAUGUGGAGUACUCGGAAAAUGAAGAUCUAAUAACAGAGGGGAAUGUGGAUGCCAUAGAUUCACGUGGCUCUAGGGGCGGGUCUUUGAAAGCGAAGAACAGCGAAGGGCUCAAGACUAAAAGAAGCAGGCCCGACCCUCCCAAAACGGUGGUGAUAGGGCGCGGUGGAGCCGGGAAUAUACUUUCUCCGGCAUCCAGUCGCAAGAGUAAAAGCAACAAGAACGAGAAGAAAGGACUCUGGAAGAAGAUCAAAAGUGUAUUCUCGAGCUCUUAG
Molecule: messenger RNA, 471 nt
Organism: Lachancea mirantina
Lineage: Eukaryota; Fungi; Ascomycota; Saccharomycetes; Saccharomycetales; Saccharomycetaceae
Source: the annotation of a GenBank genome assembly